AAAGAGGGAAGGAGAGAGAGAGAGUCCUGACGCCAAGCUACCUUCCUCCCGUCUGUUCUUGUUUCGCGGGUUUCCCCGAAGCAAAGCUUCCCCAAAAAGUCCACACACACACAUAGAGUCGCACACACAGAGCCCACAACCUACACAGUUCCGUUUCCAUUGAAAUUGAUCUGAAACCUAUUUCACUUUUCCGUACACUCUUCCCAAAAUAACCAGAAAACCGGACUCAAAUAACGAUCUCACCUGAAGAAAGCUGUGCAGCGGCGAGUUCAACUAUAAACGCCGAUUCGUCAUCGCCGCAUUUUUCACUUCUUCGAAAUUUAGUACUAGAGGAGAACAACAAGUCCAACUUUACCACUCGCGGUUCAACGCGCCAUUUUUUCCGAUUAAAAAUUCUUCACCUCAAACCAGUCUGAAGUCACAGCAACCGAGAGAAGGGAUUGUAAUUUCUUGCUUAAUUGCUAUUUUUAAGCUACUAUGCGGCGGCACCCGAGGUACCGCUUUUGUUUUUGCCGGAGGUGAGGCAUGGGUUGCAUUCUUGGCAAGACAGCAGCCGGAGACGGCCAAGAACAAACCGGAGUUUCGGUUUCUCACCGGCGCACCAAGGUUGAAGAACCACCUGAUGCCGCUAACACUGUGGUUAACGAUGUUAGGGCUAGGAAGGAAGUAGUCCGGAGGGAGCGAGAGAGGAUCCGCCGAAGCGGAGAUUUAAUAGCGCCGGAGCGUAGGAAACCGAAGCUCAAACAGGCGCUGAUAAAUCAGCAUGAGUGGCCGGCGUGGCUCGCUGAGGUCGCCGGCGAAGCCAUCGAAGGCUUUACCCCUCGGCGUGCCGAUACAUUCGAGAAGAUCGAUAAGAUUGGACAAGGGACUUAUAGCAAUGUCUACAAAGCAAGAGAUCUGAUUACGGGAAAGAUCGUGGCGUUGAAGAAGGUUCGGUUCGACAAUUUAGAGCCGGAGAGCGUGAAGUUCAUGGCGAGAGAGAUUCUUGUGCUGAGACGGCUUGAUCACCCCAAUGUGAUUAAGCUGGAAGGCCUGGCCACUUCCAGGAUGUCUUGUAGUCUCUAUCUGAUUUUCGAAUACAUGGAACACGAUCUUGCUGGUCUCUCUGCUUCCCCAGAUAUCAAGUUCACCGAACCUCAGGUCAAAUGCUAUAUAAAGCAAUUACUUUCUGGGAUUGAACACUGCCAUAACCAGGGUGUCUUGCAUCGUGAUAUCAAGGGUUCAAAUCUACUUCUUGACAAUGAAGGAAUUCUUAAAAUAGCAGAUUUUGGAUUGGCUUCUUUUUAUGAUCCAGACCACAAGCGGCCCAUGACUAGUCGAGUUGUCACCCUUUGGUAUCGACCGCCAGAACUUCUUCUAGGAGGUACUUAUUAUGGUGUUGGUGUUGACCUUUGGAGUGCUGGCUGCAUUUUGGCAGAGUUGCUUGCUGGGAAGCCAAUAAUGCCAGGGCGAACAGAGGUGGAACAAUUGCACAAGAUUUUUAAGUUAUGUGGUACCCCAUCACAAGAAUAUUUGAAGAAAGCUAAACUUCCACAUGCAGACUUCCUUAAGUUACAGAAACGACUUGACUGCUGUAUCAGAGAAACUUUUAAAGACUUUCCACCUUCUUCAUUACCCCUGAUUGAAACUCUUCUUUCGAUUGACCCAGAUGAACGGGGCACUGCAACUGCUGCUCUGAAUAGUGAAUUCUUCAAUACAACACCUUGUGCUUGUGAGCCAUCAAGCUUACCAAAAUAUCCUCCAAGCAAAGAAAUGGAUAUGAAAUUGAGGGAUCAAGAGGCCAGAAGGCAACGGGCCCUGAGUAGGAAAGGAAAUGCUGGAGAUGGCAUGAAGAGAGCCCGAGCCCGUGAUCGGGGUGGCCGGGCAAUUCCAGCACCAGAAGCAAAUGCUGAGCUACAAGUGAACUUGGAUCGAUGGAGAUUACUAACACAAGCAAAUUCUAAGAGCAAAAGUGAGAAGUUUCCGCCCCCACAUCAGGAUGGAGCACUUGGGUUUCCAUCAGAUGAUAUAUCACGCAAUGGGCCUGUAUCAUUUGUUGUACCUGAUACUUCUUUUACUUCUUCGGUUUUUGAUACAAAGGAGUCACGUCUAGGCAUCUCUCAUUCUGGCCCCUUGAGGAAUAGCGCAGCUGCAGGGGGCCCUUCCAGGAGGCGGCGAAAUAACAAAGAUCUCCAAAUUGCUCCAUCUCGGAUGUUCAUGCGUACGUUCAUGCCAUCGUCUAUAGGGCUUUCCAUGGAUCUAAGAACCAAGGGUAAAGAAUCUGUUUCCGAAAUUUAUAGUGGUGGACAAUAGAGGUCCAAGGUUGCGGAAUAGAAUUGUUGCACUUUUUUUUUUUCGAGGGGGAAAAGGGGGGUAAGCGAUGCUUCCGCUUCACUUGAAAUUAGAUUUCCUCAUUCUUACACAUUUGUUAAUAUUCACCCUCAUAAGUGCUUGGUGUAUAAUCCACACGAUAAAAGCUCAUAUCUUUGUAAUUUAGAUGUCAGUCAGAUGUGUAUAACUGUAUAUCAUUUGGAAGCAGGCACCGGCUUACCGUCUUGUUUAUUUAA
Nelumbo nucifera (sacred lotus) is the source of this 2546-nucleotide messenger RNA. Its product is annotated as Protein kinase superfamily protein. Lineage: Eukaryota; Viridiplantae; Streptophyta; Magnoliopsida; Proteales; Nelumbonaceae. Gene Ontology annotation, cellular component: cyclin-dependent protein kinase holoenzyme complex; nucleus. The record is from RefSeq and is a predicted model, not a curated record. Gene Ontology annotation, biological process: protein phosphorylation; positive regulation of transcription elongation by RNA polymerase II. Gene Ontology annotation, molecular function: ATP binding; RNA polymerase II CTD heptapeptide repeat kinase activity.